GUGCACUCACCCACUCCCGCCAUGGCCUCAAGGGAGAAAGAGAAGGAUAGACUUCGCCAUGACAUCGCUCACGACGUGGGCGGGAUUGCCAGUUAUGCUUGGCCUAUUCUCCGUUUCCCUAUCAGGCUCUUCAUUGACCUUGUCUCGUCCACUGUUCGAUUAGUCAAGCCUCUAGCACCUCAGUUAAUUCCGCUCGCCGUUUUUGUGUUAGCCAUCCCAAUUCUCAUAUUUCUAUCGUUGUCUGCCGGUUGGUUUGUGUGGAGAAGUAUUGCAGUUGGAUGGGAGUCUCCGCUCUUCUUGCAAUAUGGGGAGGGGCCGCCGCCCUAUGCUGUCAUUGCCCUGUCUAACAUGGUCGCCAAGCAGCCGUAUGAUAUCUCGCUUCACCUUUCUGUUCCUGCUACCGACAGUAAUUAUGCCCUUGGUAACUUCAUGUCCACUUUGACAUUGGUGACACCGGCCAAUAAGACUUUGACAUCAAUACGUCGGCCGGCCAUUGUCCUACCUCCGUCUUGGGCAUCCCUGUCCUUUCUAUAUAGCCCCAGUGGUAAUAUUGAACUGAAGAUACCACUGCUGUCGAACUUCCAGUCGAGUUCCAGUAAUGUUAUCGCUCGUGUGGAGCUUGGACGACAGGAUUACUGGAAAAGUAUCGGCAAAGGCGAAGGACGUGAAUUGACCGUUUCAUCCGCACUUCUACGUGGAGUCGUGGUGAAUAAAGGUCUACGUGGCAUAAUUACUCGAUUCCCUCUCCUGACGGCGUUGGUGUCGUCCGGCACCUUCCUUUUCAUCUCAUUCACCGUCUUGGCUUCCUGCCUCCUUCCGGCCAUCGAAUGGCGCUUUCACCGCGAUGUCGAUGAAGGACGAACUGAAAACGAAGUUGCGGAAAAGCCUCGUCGAAGACCACGGCAGCUCAAGACGGAGCCGCUCGAGUGGAAUGAACAACCGCCUCGCAGAACAAAAGGAUCACGAAGGAGUCGAAGCGUUGCUACGCCCAGGCGAUCUUCGUAUGACUUCAAGAUGGAAGAUACUCCCAUCACUAUGCCUGCUUCGUCUGCUUCUCUGCCUUUGCGGCACAGACGUUCACGUCUCUCACAGCAUUCAGAUCCCGAUGGGUGACUGUGAGACUUUUUUCGCUUGACUUGUGUGAUGUACUAUUUCGUAGCAUGCCCCACUGUGGCUGUUAUCAUGGACCCGUAUUUCAACUUGCUGUAUGCAUGCAAUAUUCGUCUCGGAACCCAGCUAUAGUCUCAAAAUUAAUGUAUCCAAUAAUCCGUCCAUGCAGCUGACUUUGUUCGAAACAGGAGAAGUAAUAUAAUAAAUGUAUACUAUGCGCUUGGAGUCUCUGCCAUCUCCUCCUUCGCCUCCUCUGUCUCCUUCUCCACCACCUUCUCCGCAUCCUUCUUCUCUGUCCUCCCCUCCUGCGUUGUAUCCGUUGACUCUGCUUCGUUGUUCGCCUUGUCCUUGGGCCCUGUUUCCGACUUGUUGGUAUCCGCACUCUUCAAUUCAGGUUCAGAUUUGACAGUCUCCUUGGCUUGAGCAGAGGUAUCAGGUGUCGGCGCCUUUGCGCUCUCUUCUUUAUCCUUAGUGUUUGUCGUC
Messenger RNA from Somion occarium, 1593 nucleotides. Lineage: Eukaryota; Fungi; Basidiomycota; Agaricomycetes; Polyporales; Cerrenaceae. The record is from the annotation of a GenBank genome assembly.